Molecule: messenger RNA, 914 nt
Organism: Diabrotica balteata
Lineage: Eukaryota; Metazoa; Arthropoda; Insecta; Coleoptera; Chrysomelidae
Source: the annotation of a GenBank genome assembly
AUCAGUUGCAGCGUCACCCUUGAAACGCCUUUUAUUUGCUUAUAUUUUAUAUUAGGAAAAUCAUACAUUUUCUUUGCGUUGAUGUUAGUGAUAAAUAUAUAAUAUGUUGAAAAUAUCUCUGAUACUUUUUGUGUGUGUCCUGUUACGUAAAUGUAUUGGAAGCAUCAAUAGAUCUGAAUAUUUUUUCCAGGAAGUGUCUGUCGGGGAAACUGCAGUAUUAACAUGUAAAAGUAGAAAUGAUAAUUAUAGUUUUGACUUUUGGAUGCUGGAUAAUAAUGCGAUAAUUGGUAUUGCUAACCAAGGGUUUGAUAAUAAAACGUUUUCUUUGGAAUGUGUUACAGGAGACUUAACUAUUCGGACUAUAUCAAAGGAACAAGAAGGACUAUAUGCAUGUAUUUCGAGAAAUGCUACAACAGGUGAAGUUAAAGUAGAAUCAAUCAAAGUAAUUGUAGACCAAGACUGGGAAGAUGUAUAUGAACAUGAUUCCAACAUAAAUCUAAUAAGGGUGUUAAUCAUAGUUGCUACAUUAGUUCUUGUUGCUAUUGGAGGCUAUGUUAUUUUUAGGAUGUGGAGGGAACGGUAUUAUUAUCCAAGUUAUUUAGGUCAUGAAGACGAAAGCGAAAGUAUCGAAGAAAUUUAUAGAUCCCCAACAACUUCUGGACUAAACCGUUCUAGAAGUCCUCGAAGAAUAAUUUUAGAAAGAACUAUUUCGCACCCUACAGAUGGAGAUUCAGUCAGUACUGAUUUUAAAAGUAUCCUGGAAAGAACUAAUAGUUAAAUUAACAUUUGUUUGAGUUAAAAGUUUAAAAUAUUUUUGGGAAAUUGUUUAUUUAUCAAAAAAUAUUUAAACGUUUAUUGUUAGUAUAUGAAAAUGUUUUAAUAAGAUUGUUAAUAAAGCUAGUUUUUUUUACUUC